Molecule: messenger RNA, 1443 nt
Organism: Morchella sextelata
Lineage: Eukaryota; Fungi; Ascomycota; Pezizomycetes; Pezizales; Morchellaceae
Exons: 10
Coding region: 1-1443 (480 amino acids)
Biological process (GO): regulation of Golgi organization
Cellular component (GO): cytosol
Source: RefSeq, a predicted model, not a curated record
AUGGCUUCCCCGUUGACACUCGAUCCGCGUCCGAGCUUUGAACCGAAAAUCGUAUCGCUUUACAAAGGCUUAUUUAAGGAGGACGAUGAGGAAUACGAUGAAGUGAAGUCUGAGGGUUUCUGGACAGAGUUCUUCUUGCUCAAGUGCCAUGCCCCAGGCCUGAGGUCCAUACUCGAACCUUUGUCACCAGAUGACCUGCUUCAUCUGCAGCCGCAAACAAGACAGCUGUUUUGUCGCGCCGUCAAUUGUGUCAAAGCUGGCGCCAGUCCUUCGGAUGAGAUUGCACUGGAUACGUUAAACGUAUUCCUGCGAGAAGUGCUCUCAAAGAAAUACACAAAUCUCAGCUCAGAUAUCAUCUCUUUGCUGACCGGGCUGGAUAAUGUUGAUUCAAUAUUUACCGAUUUUGUUGCUUCGCUGGAUACGUGUAUCAGGAGCGGACGUAGUGUCGAAGCGCGACGGAAAGCCAUACAAGUAGCUGUGUGCAUAGCCUGCGGGGCCUUCCAAACUGGAUUAUUAUCGUAUUUUACACAUCGGGAUCUGUUUCCGGCCCUUAUGAAGUAUAUAAACGACCCGGAAACAGUUGGACUUUGUUAUGAGCCGUUUGUCUUGCUUGGAGUCCUGGCUAAUUACAACAAAUUCGAAUUCCAGAACCCAUAUCAGCUGCGGUUCGACGAUUUUGUUAAUGAGCCUACAAUAAAGAGGAUUGUGGCAGAAAUAGGAAGCACUUGUGUCCGAACAAGAGCAGACUAUAUCUCCAUUCAUGACGAUCUACCAGAAGGGUGGUCAUUCAAUAACGUACUUACAUUUGUUGGUCUCACGAUCUUAUCCGGAGCCGGCCCAAGAAGUCGAUCAACAUCACCUGCGCCGGCAACAAACCCUGAUGCACAUAAAUUAUCAUUCAACACGCUACCAGGGCCUAGGGCUGCACUUUUGCUGGCGACAUAUGACUUUGUCAAUGCAAACAAGUUGUUUGCUUCUAACUUCGUAAAUUAUCAGGAAUCUGAUCCUAAAUACGAUCUUGUAAACCUUAUUGCCCUGGCUCUUUCAGUAGGUGAUGCAUUUCUUCCGGGGGCUGCCGAGUAUGAUGACUUGUUCUACAAGCUUGUCGAGGCUGGCGAUGUCCUUGUCAAGUUUCGAGAUGCCUAUGGCCUUGAAAACCGUACCUCUAACUCCAUAUCCACGCUCAUCUCGGUAUCUGAGCAUUACUAUCAGUUGAUCUCCGAGAACCAGACAAAGACAAAGUCAAAGAACCUUUCCCCUCAGCAGGUUAGUGAGGUUAUCAAAUCUGGGUAUGAGACGCUUGCGAUCACGAGCAAGGAUGGACUGGAUAGUUGGGAGCGGUAUCGGGAGGCGGAUGAGCGCGCAUUCCUGAAGAAAGCGGCCCGGGUGGCCGUGGGUGAUGUUAGAGAACUCAUGGGGACUGAGUUGGAGGCUUUUGUUUAA